GUGUCAACUGAUGGCGGCCAGGAAAAACGUGUAAGAAGCGGCCAAUCAUAUCAGUGCUGUUCGUGUCAUCUGGUCUCUUGGAGCGGUAGUUCUGCUUUAGGCAGCCGGCUUCCUGGCCACCUCUCUCUCUUUCCUCCUCUCUAACUCCCCCUCUCUAUUUAGAAAGGAACGGUAGGCGCAAGCCACCGACACUUCAUCAAAAUUACUUCGUCUUUCUAACCGAUCUCACCUCUCCUCUCUCCUUCCCUCCCUUUGUCUUUUUAGUUGUGAGCACCUUCUAUCUCCUGCUAGAGCUACCGAGGAGAGAGACAAGUGUAGCACUCUAGCAAAGCCGCAUACAAACUGGGAUUUUUUUUCGACCGUCAAAACGAACGAACUUAAUUAAUCAAGAGGUUUCCACUAUGUCAGAAAACGGAUUAAACGGACACAGGAAUAACUUGACGAGCCUUCAGUGGAAAGUUGGAUUUAUUAAUUCAGAGCAGAAAUACUUAACAGCUGAGACAUUCGGUCAUAAGAUAAAUGCUUCUGGAACGGGUUUAAAGAAAAGACAAGCAUGGACAUUGGAGCAAGACCCGAAAGAGGAGGUAGUCUACAUUCGGAGCCACUUAGGUCGAUACCUGUCUUCAGAUAGAUAUGGAAAUAUUACCGGAGAGUGCGAAGAGCCAGGCCGUUCGGAAAAGUUUUCUAUUGAAUAUAAUGAUAAGGGCCAGUGGGCAAUUAAGAACGUAGAACAUGGUUGUUAUGUGGGAGGAAUCGAUAACAAUGUUAUUGGACAUAACAAGCCGCCCACAUCCACAGAAUGGUGGACCUUACAAUUAGCAAUUCAUCCACAAGUUAACCUUAAAAACGUAAAUAGGAAAGUUUAUGCCCGUCUAGCAGCCGAGGAGGGCGAAAUUCAAUUUACCGAGGUGAUUCCAUGGGGCCAAGAUUGUUUGAUCAUUUUGAAAUUUGUCGAGGGCAAAUAUGCACUGGUCACUUGUGAUAAUCGGUAUUUACACCGUGAUGGCCAUCUGGUCGAGGAGUUGUCUCCAGAAACUUUAUUUACAAUUGAGCUCAAGUCGGGUCAAAUCUCUGGUCUAGCUCUGAAAGAUGUUGACGGUUGCUACUUAACCGCUGUCGGACACACUGCCGUAAUGAAGGCACGUAACAGAGCCAUCACAAAAGACGAACUAUUUACUAUCGAAGACAGCCAUCCACAAGUCACCUUUACUUCCCAUACUGGCAGAAUUGUAUCAAUUAAGCAAGGUGUUGAUGUAUCAGCCAACCAAGAAGAAGUGACAGACCGGGAGACAUUCCAACUAGAGUUUGAUAAGAAUUCCAAGAAAUGGGCUAUUAGAACUGUGGACAAUACUUACUGGGCAGUUGCAUCUGGUACUUCUGGUAUCCAAGCAACAUCUAAAGAUAUCAAAAAUAACUGCCUGUUUGAUCUAGCCUGGCAACGAGAGGGUUCCAUUACUAUUAAAGCAUUUAACAAUUAUUAUAUUUACAACAAAGCAACCGGUAGCCUCCUUGCUAACAGUGAUGCAAUUUCAGAAAAGGAAAAAUUCCGAAUUCGACUUGUUAACAGACCAGUUCUGGUCAUGAAAGGAGAAUUUGGUUUUGUUGCCUUCAAAGUUCCUGGAUCUGCUAAAGCAGAAUAUGUAUGCAACAAAUCCGUUUAUGAUCUGAUAUUUCUGGAAGCAACUGAAAGAGGGAUUUACCAUUUCAAAGGUCAUAACAAUAAAUACUGGAGCAUUGGUGAAGAUGGAUCUCUUUUUGCCGACAGCACAGGUCCCACUCCGUUCAUUCUUGAAUUCCGUGGACAGUCCAUGUUUACUGUCAAAGCACCAGAUGGUUCUUUCUUAAAAGGUGAACAGAAUGGUAUAUUCAAGGCUACUGGAAAAGAAGUAAAUGCCUCUACUUUGUGGGAAUUUUAAAUUGACUGAAUACAUUGACCUCUUGACUGCCGUCAUUUCCACAUCUUCACCAUAAAUGAAGCCAAUUUUUAUUUUUUAUUUUGAAGAACUUUAUUUACAUGCACUUUGUGUGCAGGAAUAUUUAAAGAAGGUGACAUUUUAUUUUGGCAUUUUACAUAUAUAUAUAUAUAUAUACAUUUAUAUAUAUAUACAUAUAUAAUAUGGACACAUUUUAUUACAAAAAUUCAAAAAACAUCAACAGGAUGCUACUUCAAUGACUAAGGUGCUUUUUUUGAAAAUAAAAAUUUGAAGACCAGUGGUUUACCAAGACCAGACAAAUUUACCAAAAAUUAAAGCACUCUGCAUAGGAUUUCUAUUACCAUUUGGCAUCAGGUUUUUGUUUUGGUAAUUUUUAAAAUUUUAAUUUAAUGUUCCUGUCUUUAAACACCUAUUAUCAUGGUGAAGGGGUAAAUUUGUAUCAUACUUUCCUUGUACGUUUUUUUUUUAUUAUUUUUUUUUUUUUGUAAACAAUUUAUAAAACAAAAGCUUUUUAUCUCUGUCCAUUUCCAUUAACCAAACAUUUUAUAUGCUUUGUCCAGGAUAUCUCAAAAACGUCACUGCUGGAAAUUGAUACCUCACCUCCUUUUUAUCAUCAACAUCACCACUUUUUUUUUUUUAAUAGCUUGUCUUCAUUAGUAAUAAAUAAAUCUAAUUUGUUGCUGCUGUAGACUUCUGUCUCUCCUCAAUACUAAUCUCCAUCUUUCUGUAAUUUUCUGUCAUGCCAUUUUCAACUAUUUCAUCAUUGACUGUUAUUAUCUGACCCUCCUGCUUGUACAAAACACCCUUUCUUAGAGAUGAUAUAAGUGAUUCCAGUACUCAAACUAGAAUUUUCAUCAAACAUAUACUUGUCUAUUAACACCUUCAGUAUAUACUCCAACCAUCUGAUUUUUUUUUUUAAUAAAUGGAACAAAACCAAACUCUAAAAUAUUGAACUAACAUGUAAACAUGUUGUCAAAUAUAUUCUUUCAUUUACAUACACUAACUCAUUUCUUUUUGUUCCCACCUACCAUUUUAAAUUUGUGCAUGUAUGCAUGUAUUUGUGCAUGCAUGUAGAUAUGUGUACAUGUAGGAAUAUGUGUAUGUAUCUGUGAUUUCCUCUUUAUAAAAUCAUAAACUUGAAGGUUAUCAUUUUUCUAAUGAAUAUUCGAGGCCUGGCUCGUUUGUUGUGAACCUUAACAUUCCCCACCCCCCUUAUAAUUCCUUGCUGCUGUCCCCCUCCUCUUUUUCUACUCACUUCUCUCCCUUCACAUCUCUCACCCUUUCUCUCUCUUGUACUGAUUGUGUCAAAGAUGCAACAUAGUCUCCACUUGUUUCGACUGUUUGAGGUUUUUGUAAAGCUUGAAUUGACCUGACCUAAAUUAGACUUUAGGUUGCUUAAUCAAAGGAAAGCUUUAUUUUUCAUUUAACAAAAAAAAAAACCUGUCUUCUCAAAUCCCUCCCCAUUUUUUAAAAAAACCUAUGUAAAAUGAAUUAUUUAUUUUUUUUGUCUUUGUUUAUUUUUUUUUAUAUGCAUCUUCCAAAGUCUGAUGUGUAACACACUUUCCACAUCCACUCUGGUGGAAAUUUCAUAUGUCCAUAAACUUGACUAAAUUCUGAAUAGAGUUAUUUUUACUCUACAAGACUCAGAAUACUUUUCUUUUCAGUAAGCAACUAUUAACAUAAAUAGUAUUGCAAAUAUAUAAUAUAUAUCAUAUAUAUUACAUAUUAUAUAUAUAUAUAUUAAUGAAGAUAUUGGUGAAUACUGUUUAUGUUUCUAUACCAUCCUAAACUGCACCAAGCAAUUUAUACAAUGAGUAUCAGAGCAAGAAGGCUUUCUUGUACUCAACAAUUCCAAUAUAUUUGAUCAGUUACAAACUCAUCUUAAACAUUUUGAACUUUUUUUUUUUAUUUUAUUGCUACAUUUCAUCUUCACCCAAUUUUUUUAUUAUUAUUGUUAUUCACAAUAUUACAAGGAAAUUCCUCAAAUAUAUUUUGAGUUAAUCAGUGCAAAAUAAGCCUUUUUUUUUUUUAAAGUUCCACAUGUAUAUCACAAAAGUAUCAUAAAAAAACAUUUUUUGUAAUGUUCUGCUUGACUGAUUUAUUAUUUUGUAAUGACUAAAUGUGGAUUGACUUGACUGAUGAUAAU
Molecule: messenger RNA, 4080 nt
Organism: Octopus sinensis (East Asian common octopus)
Lineage: Eukaryota; Metazoa; Mollusca; Cephalopoda; Octopoda; Octopodidae
Product: protein singed
Exons: 4
Coding region: 402-1916 (504 amino acids)
Biological process (GO): cell migration; actin filament bundle assembly; establishment or maintenance of cell polarity
Cellular component (GO): actin cytoskeleton; cytoplasm
Molecular function (GO): protein-macromolecule adaptor activity; actin filament binding
Source: RefSeq, a predicted model, not a curated record